This is a messenger RNA of Tetrahymena thermophila SB210, 2079 nucleotides long. RefSeq names its product acyl-CoA synthetase (AMP-forming)/AMP-acid ligase II. The transcript is spliced from 5 exons. Gene Ontology annotation, molecular function: long-chain fatty acid-CoA ligase activity. The record is from RefSeq and is a predicted model, not a curated record. Gene Ontology annotation, cellular component: endoplasmic reticulum; membrane. NCBI's taxonomy places the organism in Eukaryota, Ciliophora, Oligohymenophorea, Hymenostomatida, Tetrahymenidae.
AUGUCCAACUAAUUUUUACCCAAACUCGAUGACAAUGAGUAUCUCUACUGUUCUCCUGAAGGAUUCUAGAGAUUAGCUUCUGUUUAUGACCCAAAAGAUCCUUACAAAAAUUACAACUGGACUCUCGAUUACACAUUAGAACUACCUAUUAGAGUUAAGAAAUCUGGUCCUGGAAGUGAACAACCUUUCACCUUAGUUGAAAUGUUUGAAAGAAUUGUUAAGCAAAUCCCUGAUUCUCCUGCUUUGAGUGUUAAGAAAAAUGGCAAAUGGGUUACCCUUACUUACAAGUAGUAUUUUGAAGAAAGCAAAGUUUUCGGUAAAGCACUUAUCUCUCUUGGUAUGACUCCUUACCGUAGUGUUAACAUUAUUGGUUUCAACUCCCCGGAAUGGGUUAUCAGCUUCUAUGGCUCUAUUUUUGGUUACUAUCUUCCUGUUGGUGUUUAUACUACCAAUGGUCCCGAAGCUUGCUAGUACGUAGCAGAAAAUUCAGACUGUGAAGUUGUUAUUGUUGAAAAUCAAACCCACUUAGACAAGUACUUAAAGGUCUUAGACAAGCUCCCUCUUUUGAAAUACAUAGUUGUCUACAAUGAUACCAUCAAGAAUGUACCAGAAAAUUGCAGAGUCAAGGUAUUUACUUGGGACUAAUUUAUGUCACAUGGAAGAUCCUUCAAACCUGAAAACCCAGCUGACAUCUUAGAAAAUAGAAUGAUUAAAUAGAGACCUGGUAAUUGUUGCACCCUCGUCUACACUUCAGGUACUACUGGUAUGCCUAAGGGAGUCAUGCUUUCUCAUGAUAACUACACUUGGACCUGUAAAGCUUGUAUUGGAAAGUACGGAUUAGCUCCUAACUAACAAGAAAGAUUGGUCAGCUAUCUUCCCCUUUCACACGUUGCUGCUCAAAUUAUUGAUAUUGUUGGUAAUAUUGAAGGUGGUGCUCAUAUGUUCUUUGCUGAUCCUUCUGCCCUUUCAGGCUCUUUAGUUGAAACUUUAAAGGAAGUCCGUCCCACAUUCUUUUUCUCUGUACCUAGAGUAUGGGAAAAGAUCGAAGAAAAGAUGAAAGCUCUUGCUGCUUCUAACGGAUGGUUAAAGACCAAGAUUGCAACAUGGGCUAAGGGUAUGGGUGUAGAAGGAACUUUUGCUGAAGUCCAUAACAAAAAGUUACCAUUUGGAUUUGGUCUAGCAAAAAAAGUAGUUUAUAAUAAUGUAAAGAAAGCUUUAGGUUUAGACUAAUCUCGUUUCUUAAUGUACGGAGCUGCUCCUCUUUCACCUGCUAUCCGUGAAUAUUUCCUCUCUCUUAAUAUGUAUCUUAUUUCUGGUUAUGGUAUGUCUGAAUGUGCUGGCCCUGAAUGCUUGAGUGAUCCUUCAAACUAUGAUAAAUUUGAAGGUGACUUUUUCAAUUCUACUGGUGCUGGUAUUUCAGGUACUGAUUUGGUUAUUUACUAACCUGACAAGGAAGGUAAUGGUGAAAUCUGCUACAAAGGACGUAAUAGAUUCAUGGGAUACUUUAAAAACGAAGAUGCUACUCGUCAAACUAUCGAUUCUUAAGGAUUUUUACACAGUGGAGAUGUAGGAAAAUUAGAUAAAUUCGGUAACUUGACUAUCACAGGACGUAUUAAAGAACUUAUUAUUACAGCUGGUGGUGAAAAUGUUGCUCCAGUUUUGAUUGAAAACAUUCUUAAAGAAAACCUUAAUUUUGUAUCAAAUGCUGUUGUUAUUGGUGAUAAGAGAAAGUAUUUAGUUGUACUUCUUACUUUUAAGUUUGUUUAAGAAGGUGAUAAAUUAAGUAACUAAUUGUCUCCUGAAUCUCUUAGAGAAUUCGAAGCUCUUGGAUCAACUGCUAAAACUGUUGCAGAGGCCAAGAAGGAUCCUAAGAUUCUUUAAGCUAUUGAGCAAGCUAUAAAGAAGACAAACUCUAAGGCUAUUUCUAGAGCCUAAAAUAUUCAAAAAUAUGCUAUCUUAGAUAGUGAUUUCUCAAUUGAUGGAGGCGAUCUCACCCCUACUCUUAAAUUAAAAAGAAAUGUAGUCAAUUAGAAACACGAAGCACUUAUUGAGUCACUUUACGUUGAUCCUAAGCUUUGA